GUGACAGUGUUUUGCCUCUUUGAUUUAAACGUGUGAUGGAGUCUGCGUUUCUCACCUUUAUUCUUCUGUCUUUAUUUGCGGUAUAUUCCUCUCACAUUGGCUUCACAGAAUGGGAUGAUGUUGUGGUGGCUAGAGAGGGCAUGCCCACCACUUUGGUGUGUACUGAUAGUACAGUAAGGAAUGCUGUGACCAUAAACUGGAAGGUAAAGUCACAUGGUGCACAUGAAUGGAAACUGGUUCUCUCAGCUAACGCAAUGAUGAAUCUAUCCGGUAAUGCCUCGAAAGAGUCCAUGCGACUGAAAGACUCUAACUUUCAAGACACCGGGGUUUUCUCUCUGGUUCUUUCUCCCAAAAUGGAGGACAGUGGCCUGUACAUAUGCAUGAUAAAGCAACAAGAGAUACAGAAGCAGAGGAUUAUCCUCUUAGCCACCCUUACAGUCAUGGUCAUCCCUGCGCCAACCAUUCCUAAGCACAGCACCCUGCGGCUGAUUGCUAGAGUUAACCCUGACUUUGCCGUCACCAAAAUCACCUGGGUGUCGCCCAAUGGCAUUUUCAUGAAGAGCGAGACAGUGCCAAAGACCGGCACAGUGGCUAAACUGCCACGGGUCACUAACAGCGCGGCCUAUAUCUGUAUGGUUCACCCUUUGGGUAACAGCAGCAGCAGCAGCAGCAGUUUUUCCCCCUUCAAUGUCAACGUGAAUGUUGAUGCUGACAAAGAGGCCUCAUUCACCAAUAUAACACGCGCUAUGAUCCAUACCGCCACACAGGCUCAGACGUCCUUCACCCUGACCUGUCCUGGGGUCCGUGGGGACUAUGUCCGGCUGCACUGGCAACCCCCAGACGCCAAGAAAAAGAACAUGAAGAUUGUGUAUGAGUAUGAUCGCUGGAGGAGUUCCACCAUAUUGACUGAUCAAAGCAAGAGACUCACACUUGCUGGCCCACCCUACAACGCAGAGGCUGGGAACUUCUCCUUUCUACUCAUCCCUGGAAUCAAAGAUGGCGGCCUCUACGUGUGUGAAGUGUUCCUCAAUGACAACGCCUUCAGCCAGAGGACCCUGCUCAGCGUGAUGAAAGUUAAAACCAAGCGUUCACCCUCUAAGCUGGAGUUGGGUUGCCAAUACUCGGAGCAGUCCCACAUCCAAAGUGCCAAGUGGAAACUGCAGAAUAAGAGUCGCCAGCUGCGCAUGACAAGCAACGGCCCUGGCACCAUCACCACCAGUGUACCCUUACCCAUCACCCCUGACACAGCUGGGAACUACACCUGCACCCUGAAGCUGAAAACUGGGCAGACCAUCUGGGCGACGCAAGCUGUCACACUGCCCCCUAAAGAGAUUGUCAGUGUCCCCACCCCCCCCAUGCUCCCUUCUCUCUCUGCUUUAUUACUCCUGGUGCCCCUGGUUGCUGCGGCUGUUGGUGUGUUGCUAUGGAGACAGAAACACAUUUCUGAUCGCGGUAUUGAGCAGUCUCUGUCUGUCCACUCGGGUGAAACAGAGAACAUCUACGAGAAUCCAGAAGAUUUCAGACAGGCUCCUCCCCAGGGCUCAGUCUACAUGGAUUUGAAGCCAAGAGGAGAGGAUGAUGUCUAUACGGAACUGGAGCGAUACGAGCUGUGUCAGAGCUGAUCACCUACCCACAUCUCAUCCUCAUACAGCUGUCACAUCCGCUCAGUUCCCAUCUGCAGCAGAGGGGCUUUAUAAACAAAAGUAACAACUGAAUGUCAGAGUUGGGACUUAAAGAAAAACUUCAGUGCUUCAGGGAAAUGCUAUUCAAUUGUUUCAAUGUUUGGUUUUUUUUGUAUUCUAAGCUACUGCUCUUUAUAAGUUCUCGGAUACUGAUUUGCUUUAAUAUUGUGUUUUGAGGCUGCGCACGGAGAAGAAGGGGAAAGAUUUUCUCACAAGGCUCUAAAACUAGUUCCAAAUGUGUGAAAGUUAAUACUGUCUCAUUCACUGGUUUCAUGGACACUGUUUUACUUACUUGUUAAACAUUUGGUACUGUAACAAGUGUCUUAUUGUCUGAUAUUUGUGUUUAAGCAGUGGUGGAAGAAAUAUGCAGAGCCUUUAUUUAAGCACAAGUGGUAAUACCACAGAAAAAAAGUUUUUUCAAAGUUCUACUUAAGUAAAAGUACACGUAAACACAAUGUAUCUGAUAAUCAAAAGUAAAAGUAUUCAUUAUGCCAGUGGUUCUCAAAGUGGGGUCUAGGGACCCCUAAUCAACCCCUAAGCAAAAUAAUUUGUUUUCACUAUAAUUCCAUUCAUAAGUAACACAAUGACAAAAUAUAUUUUUUGGUCAGGGGUUUCAAACACUUUCUGUAAUAAAACAUCUAAAAUCCAAAAAUCUUAUCAGAUGGGAGACCCUGGGACAAAAUCUUAAUAAAUGGGGGUCCAUGAUCUAAAUUUGUGUCAGUCAAGGGGUCCUUGAUGUGAAAAAGCUUGAGAACCACUGCAAUAUGCUAAAGUAAUGACUUAUUUGAUGGUGUUUUAUUUCAUAUAUAUCUGACUGAGUCUUGCAAGCCUCGUCAAUUUGUUUUGAAAAAUGGUUUAGAAAGGAAUUUCUGAAGUUUGAAAGAGCUAAGUUAGAUUGCAACACUAAAAUGAAUGAAAAAUGAAUUUUAGAAAAAUACUUCAAACAAGGUAAUUGGCAAUGAAAACAGUCUGGGAUAUUCUUACAGCACUAGAUUUUUUUUUCCCCCAAAAUCAAGGACACAGUUAAGGUCUAAAAUUGCUCAUCAAGUGAAUUUUGUGCACUGAACAAUGUAUCAUAUUUGACAAACCGUUCAUAUAAUUUGAAUGUAAAAAUCUCAAUAGCCUAGGUAAAAUAACAAGUGCUUAAGGGUUCACAAAAAGCAUCAAUGUACAAUUAGAGUAAAAAGUAUAUUUACGUGUGUAAAUAUACUUAA
Molecule: messenger RNA, 2896 nt
Organism: Seriola aureovittata
Lineage: Eukaryota; Metazoa; Chordata; Actinopteri; Carangiformes; Carangidae
Gene: g6fl
Product: g6f-like
Exons: 11
Coding region: 36-1622 (528 amino acids)
Biological process (GO): positive regulation of ERK1 and ERK2 cascade; interleukin-15-mediated signaling pathway; T cell activation
Cellular component (GO): membrane raft; external side of plasma membrane
Molecular function (GO): protein tyrosine kinase binding; MHC class II protein binding
Source: RefSeq, a predicted model, not a curated record